This is a messenger RNA of Mirounga angustirostris (Northern elephant seal), 7494 nucleotides long. It is a transcript of the gene LCLAT1, whose product is annotated as lysocardiolipin acyltransferase 1. The coding region runs from base 165 to 842 and encodes 225 amino acids. Gene Ontology annotation, biological process: phosphatidylinositol acyl-chain remodeling. NCBI's taxonomy places the organism in Eukaryota, Metazoa, Chordata, Mammalia, Carnivora, Phocidae. The record is from RefSeq and is a predicted model, not a curated record. The transcript has 6 exons. Gene Ontology annotation, cellular component: endoplasmic reticulum; endomembrane system. Gene Ontology annotation, molecular function: acyltransferase activity.
UGGAGCCUGCCGGGACGCAUUACUAGGGCGACGGGCCGGACGCCUCCCGCUUCGGGAUGAAUUAGCGGCGGGUUUUGCUCGGAGAUUGUGCCCCCCACGGAUUCUCCAGUUCGUCCACGCGACCCCCACGGCGACGCGCGACGUCCUCUGCUGGUCACAGAAUCAUGGUGUCAUGGAAAGGGAUUUACUUUAUACUCACUCUGUUUUGCGGAAGCUUUUUCGGAAGCAUUUUUAUGCUCGGCCCCUUUUUACCUUUGAUGUUUGUAAGCCCAUCUUGGUAUCGCUGGAUCAACAACCGCCUUGUGGCAACCUGGCUCACACUGCCUGUGGCAUUGCUGGAGACCAUGUUUGGUAUAAAAGUGAUUAUAACAGGUGAUGCGUUUGUUCCUGGGGAGAGAAGUGUCAUUAUCAUGAAUCAUCGGACAAGAAUGGACUGGCUGUUCCUGUGGAACUGUCUGAUGAGAUAUAGCUACCUCAGAUUGGAGAAAAUUUGCCUCAAAGCUAGUCUCAAAAGUGUUCCUGGAUUUGGUUGGGCCAUGCAGGCUGCUGCCUAUAUCUUCAUUCAUAGGAAAUGGAAGGAUGACCAGAGCCAUUUUGAAGACAUAAUUGAUUAUUUUUGUGAUAUCCGUGAACCACUUCAACUCCUCAUAUUCCCAGAAGGAACUGAUCUCACAGAAAACAGCAAGGCUCGAAGUAAUGAUUUUGCUGAAAAGAAUGGACUUCAGAAAUACGAGUAUGUCUUACACCCAAGAACUACAGGCUUUACUUUUGUGGUAGAACGUCUAAGAGAAGGUAUUUGUAUGAAGAGUAUGUUCAAAGCAAUGUGGAGAAUACAAAGAUGAGAAAGACAUGCAGCCUGCUCUUAUGGAGUAAUCACCUCUGGUUUUGAAUAAACACUUAGUAUAAACUAGAAAAAUGGUAAGUGGCUGUGGGAGAAGGCCACAUAAAGGGCUGUGGGGUUUAGAGAAGGAAGACAAUAUAUACAAUAUCAUGAAAUCCCAGAGAUUAGAGGAGUACGCGGAAAUAAAACAUGGUCUUUGAUGUUGUGAUUAUUAACCCAGACCAUGGCGAUGUGUACCUAAGAGGUGGAUAUUGCCCAUCCUGAGCUGCAUCUAUUGAUACUCAAAAGAUAAUGGAUCCUGACAUGAUUCACUGAGAAGAGCAUAUCAUCACUUCUGAAGUAUUCGUGCCAAAAUGCAUACCUUUGAUUUAGUCACAAGAAAACAUCAGACAAACCAAACUGAGAGUCCACAAAAUAACUACCAACGUUGGUUCCUGGAUUGGAUCCUUAGGCAGAAAAAGGACAAUAGUGGAACAAUGGGCAAAAUUUGAAUAAAAUUUGACCUCUAGAUUACUGGUAAAGUCUCAGUGUUAAUCUCAUUUUGCUUAAUUGUAUUAUGGUUGUAGAAGAUGUUAACAUAUAGAAGGCAUAUAAGGUCAAGUUUACUGGAAGUCUUUUUAGUAUUUCAUAAUAUUUUUUACAAGCUUGAAUUUAUUUCAAAAUAAAUUUAAAAAGAACAGCAAGGUAAUUCAUCCUCAUAGUAUAAAUCCUUUGCAGAUUCACAUAGCUCAAGUAAAGAUCUGUUUUAGAUUUAUACAGGAGGAUUAAGAGAAGCUGAGCAGUCACAGCAAAGCUAUUCCUAAAUUAAAAAUUUUUGACAGGUUUCAUUUGACCCACGACCAGAAAAAUAAAAUGAUGCACAUAAAAACCAAAGAGAUCCAAAUAAUGUUCUCAGAAUUUGUAGUAUUCCAGUUUAGAACAGGUUUUACCGGCCAAGACAAACUAUCCCCUCCUUCUCCCCAUCCCAUGAUGUGUAUUAAAAUUAGAGCAUUCCAUGGCAAUGAGGAUUGACCUUUAAAUUCUGCUUCAAAAAUGUUUUGCUAGCUAUUAUUUGAUUGGAUAGGGUAGCUAGUUUAAAGAUUUGGGGGGGGGGUUUAUUUUAAAGGGCCAGAUUUGUAUUUUCUAGUAUCUGUUAACUAUUUAAGAUUACUUGUAUUACUUAAUGAAGACCUUAGGUUCAGAUGAUUGAUUUAAUCAUACUCAGUUUAUGAGGAUAUUAUCAUUGGUCUUGGGCAAAGCUUCUCUUUUGUUAUUUAUUCCACUUUAUCCCUGUACCCUACUCCCAUUUCUUCUUCAUUCAUUCCAUAGGCAGUCAUUCUGGUAUAUUUAAUUUGUAUCUUUUGCUUCUAAAUGUUCCUUUAAAACUUCAUUUUAUGUUCCUAUAUUUUUAAGGACUCAUAAAUCUCAUUCUGUUUGUUUGUUUUAUGUUCCUAUAUUUUUAGGACCCUUCUAAAUCUCAUUCUGUUUCUUACUUUUUCACUUAGCAUUUUGUUGUUAAAAUACAUUCGUGUUGUUAUGUGUGUGUCUAAUCCUUGGCCACCUUCUCCAUGGCAUGUCCUUUGCACAUCUCAUUUACAACAGUCCCAAAGAUGUACCCCCAGGAAGCCCCCGGUUCUCACCAUCACAAGAACACCACAGUGAGUAUGUUAUAAAGGCUCUCUUAGAUGUCCAUGUGGGAAUUUCUUUAGGGAUAGAUGCCCAGGAGUGGAAUUGCUGAGUCCUAGGACUUUGAGACCCUAAUUUGGCUAGCUCCAGAUUGCUCUCCAACCUGAUGAGUUCCUGCCCUCUGAACUUCCACUGGCCAUCUGUGCGAGUGCCUAUCUGGUCUCACUCCUACAGACAUUUGGUGUUAUCCCGCUUUCUCCUUUUUGCCAGUUGAAUAUGUAUAAAGUGGGUACCCUGUUGUUUUGAUUUGCUUUUAUUGGAUUACAGAGGAUUUUCAUAUGCCUAUUAUGUUUUGGGGUUUCCUCUUCGAGGUUUAUAACUCCUGUUUUUCUUUUGAGAUUACCAUAGUGAUUUACUGAUUUGUACAAAUUCUUAUGUUCUAGAUAUUAAUUCCGUGUUCAGUUUGAGACAUUGCAAAUAUGUUCUCCAGUUACAUAUUCAUUGAACAGAAAUUCUUAAUGUAAUCAAAAUCAUAAUUUUUUUUUACCUUAUAAGUUAUGCUCUUGAAGUUUAAGAAAAUCUUCCUCGCUACUUAUCAGAAAAACAGUCUCUAGUUUCUCUUAAUUGUAUAAUUACCUUUUACAUUUCUGAUAAAAACAGUUUCUAUUCUCUGUUAAUUAUGGAACUACCUUUUACAUUUAGUUUUUAUCCAUCUUGAAACCUCCGUUAUUGUUGAUGAGGACCGAGUUUUAUUUUUCUCCAACACCAUGUAUUAAGCAAUGGGUCUUUCCCCCAUUGCUUUGUGAUGUCACCUUUGUCAUUUUAAGUUCCCAGACAUCAUCAGAAUGGCUUUGAACUCUAUUCUGUUGCAUUAGUUUGUCCUUUUUCAAGAGAUAUCUGGUGUUUGUUUUUUCCUAACUAAUGGAUUCUUUUAGAAUGUAUUUUCCUUAUUAAAGAUCCUGUUUCUUCUCAAGGAACUAGUUUAUGCAUGUAUUAAACCAGAAUAGCCUCCUUGCUCUCACUGUUUAGCAGCAUUUCAGCCCACAGUGAUCUUGUCCUCUGAACUCGCAGUACUCCUCUUCUGUUACACUCACUUCACUUCUGUUAAAAUUUUACAUUAACUUUUAAUAUAAAAAAUGUUAUUUAUUUGAGGGAGAGAGAGCACGAGUGGGCAGGGGCGGGGGGAGUGGCAGAAGCAGACUCCCCACCAAGCAGGGAGCCCAACAUGGGGUUUGAUCCCAGGACCCCAAGAUCAUGACCUGAGCCAAAGGCAGCCGCUUAACUGAGCCACCCUCGCGCCCCCUUGUAUUAACUUUUAUUUCCUGUGUUACUGCUUAACUUUUCAUAUGCUUUCACAUAUUCCAACUAGAUUAUAAACUUCCAAAAGGCAAGGAUUGCUUACACGUCUUUAUACCUCCUAUCGUAGUUGUAACUAACAUAGGAUCUGUAAUACUGGACUUUUACAUCAGUACUUUUGAUUUGAUGGAUGUCUUUUUUUAAAGAUUUUAUUUAUUUAUUUGACAGAGACACAGUGAGAGAGGGAACACAAGCAGGGGGGAGUGGAGAGGGAGAAGCAGGCUUCCUGCUGAACAGGGAGCCCGAUGUGGGACUCGAUCCCAGGACCCUGGGACCAUGACCUGAGCCGAAUGCAGACGCUUAACAACUGAGCCACCCAGGCACCCGGAUGUGUGUCUCCUUAAAAAAAACCAUAAGCAUAUACAGGCAGGGACUGACUUACGAAGGACAGAGCACAAAUAUACGGUGUCGACAUGCACUAAUUGAAUGUACCAUAUCUUCUGUGGCAGGAUUUUUCCAACAUUAGACUUUUUGUUAUAUCUCAAUUUCUCCAUAUUAAAAAAGUUUUAAUUUACCAAUUCUUUUUUCUCCCCCCCCCUUUAUUUUUAGUAAUUGCAUUUUAUUUAGUUUUCCUUAAUGAACUGAGCGAAAAGCAGUUGUGGUAAAUAAAUCAUGUGCAAGGGAGAACAAUACAUUAUAAUUAGGAUUCCAUUAUCAUUUAAUUAGGCAUUCCAUUAUUGAAUUGGUGUCUCUGGCUUCUCCUGGUCUCUGACUAAUCCUGAAACAAAUUCUUCUUUGUGGGUAAAUAUUAGCCUGUAAUAAUUAGAGUAUUCAUCUAAGCUAAGGCUUUUCAUUAAAUCUCUUUCUGAUUAAGAUAGCUCCCCAAGUACAGACUGAUUUAAUGUGAUUUAUCCACUUGUGUAUCAAGGUCUGGUGGAAACGGUUUUUAACACCAGAGGAUUAAGAAUAUUAAGAUCACCUUGAUAUUCACAGAUCUCUCAAGUAUUUAAGGCGUUGCUGUUUGAGUUGUUCUGUCCACCUAGGUCUGAUGUCUCAGCUAAUAAAUUCUCGUGUGUCACAAGUGCUGUAAUGGGCCACUACUGAAAAUAGUACACUGAUUCUAUUGUGUAUUAAAAUAUUGCACAUAGACUUAGGACAUUCUUGUGUUCUUAGGUUUGGGACUCAAUUUUCAUUCCAACUAGCUGGUUCGACAUAUCAAACGUGCCUUUUCAGUUUUACCAGAACUUCAGGGUUAACUAAUAACUAGAAACAAGCAAACCAUUGAUAAAUAUGCUUAAUGAAGGGCCUCCAUGGACAUGAAUGCAACUUGUUUUGUAUUAACUACUUGGACUCCUUAUUGCUUCCUUGCCUUUUACCUUUCUUCAGCUUUUCCUCUAUUUUCCAAUGAUGAAUAUUUAAUAGAUAUUAAGUAUUGAAUUUAAUUUUGUUUGGGUUUUUUUUACUUCUUUCUUAACCAUUUUCCCCCAUACUUUAUUCAAGUCUAACCUCACCAUUCACUCUUACACUUUUAGCCUUUUUCUUCUGAUCCCUUUGUCUAACUUAUUUUUAUUUUUGUUUAGUCCUUCCUCCUUCCCUGCUGUGUGAACAGGAAGAAGUCUGCACCGUUGUCUGCAUGUGAAUAGACUACAGCUAUAGUAACUAAUCAGAGGGAGCCAAAGCAUAGAUUCUAAUUUGUUGCAGUCAAAAAAAAUCCUGAAAAUAUGGUCUUUUUUGGUUAUCAAGAAAGUCCAUUAUGAAACAAACUAAAUGAUGUGUUCUGAUCACAAUUUUGCUCCAGUUUUUGGAAAUCCUGGGGUUGGGGGGCAGAGAGAGAGAGAAAAUAUGUGUGUGUACAUAAUUAUCAGUGGAGGGGGAGGAGGAAUGCCAUGAAAGGAAAAGAAAGGCAUUCCACAUCUUGAACUUUCUGAGGUCCCAUUUCCAGCCUGUCCCUCAGCCCUCAGUAUCCUGAGAAUAGCUGAUUCUUCCCUUCCCCCUCCCCUCACUCUGCCCCCAUUGAGCUCUUCGCCCAUUUGAAAACAGUGACAAGGAGGAACCUGAGUCAGUAGGGCAAAGGAUGAUGGGAGGUGCUUUGGAGUCAGGACUGAAGCUGAGGGGUCUCAGACCAAGUCUGGCUAAGAUUCUUCACAGGUCUGGGCAUGGUUUGAACAGCUGAGCUGCUCAGCAGCAGCAAAGGGGCCACCUUGUCUGAGUCAGCAGAGGGAGGUGGUUGAUGAACCGGUUAGCAGACCACAUGAACCAAUAGAAUGAUAAACUGUAACUGCUGAAAUACUCUGGUCAUUUGCAAAGAACCCCCCGCCUCCAUCCUGGAACCAAAGUAGAAACAGAGCAUCGUGUAAGUAAGGCAGCAAGUACUAGUUAAGAAGAACGUCUGCACUGAUAGAAUUGCCGGCUCUCAGAGUUUUCAAGCUAGUGGGAACCCCAUGUGUCUCACGGACAGAAAGAAAAACAGCACAGUAGAGAAUUACAAGGCUUUCUUUGAGGAGGUUGGUUCUUCUAUUUCAAGACCUAUUUUUGAGAAUUGAUUAGGAAACAAAUACUUCUACGAUAAUAACCUCAUUUAAUGAAGAGACUGCAUUCCAGCAUGCUCAACGAGGGGUCUUUUGUUAUUAGGGAGAAAUGAUACAGAAAGCACUCAGCAGUGCAUUCCGAAUUUCAGGAAAAGAAUUUCAGUUUAAAAACAGCAACUGAGCCACCCAGGAGCCCUGAAAAGCCUGCCAUUUUCAGUGGGGUACUUGGGCCUCCCUGAAAAGGUGAAUUUGACAGAAGAACAUCUCUGGUACAGGAACAGCACAGGUCUUGAGAUGGGAAUGUGCCUGGUGUGUUCAAACAAGGACACAAAACUCCGUGUGGCUAGAGCAGAGGGAGGUAGGUACAUUGUCAUAGAAAAGGAGGGGCAGAAAGGUAACAGGUGACCAGGGAGUGUACAGCUUGGUGGAGCAUCGAGCAUGGUAAGGACUUUGGCAUUCUCUCUGGGUGAGGUGGUCAGCCUUUGGGGUGAGGGGAUGAAGGGGGUUGUAAUGCAGUGAUAACAUUAUAAAAGGAUUACUCUGUUUUCCACUAUUAUAUUGAAAAAGUCUGUAGAGGGGAGAGUGGGCCAACAGGGAAACAAUUAGAAGGGUUUUUGCAAUAAGCCAGGUGAGAGAGGGGGUGGCUUGAGGUCAAGUUGGUAAGGUGUUAAGAAUUGGCUGAAUCCUGGGUAUAUUUUAAGGUAGAACCAACAGGACUCUCUGAUGGAUUGGAUGUGGAGCUUAAGGGAGGAAACAAGGAUGACUGCAGGGUUAUUGACCUGAACUGGAGGAAGGACAGCUUUGCCCUUGAGGCAAAGACUGUGGGAAGCACAGUCUUAUGUGCAAGUAGGUGGGUAGAUGGAGUGGUAAGAGCCUGUAGAAGUUUCUUAAUUAUUUUCUCAGAGAAAUAGGAUGAGAAUGAGAGAUGGUGAGGAAGUAAUGGAGGUUUGAGAGAAAAGCUAAGGCUUUUCUUCAAAUCUGGGCAGAUAGAACACAGAACGGUCUACGGAAACAUGUGUGAUUGCCAAGCAGUACUGGGGGCCCACUUCUGGCCAGUCAUCAGUAAUCUACCAAGGACUUCCUUCCACUAGUCUCCAUUCCCAGCCAAAAAAUCAAAUAAAGUAUGCCCCCCGAAACAUGGACCUAAUAGGCUCAAGUGAAUUUCUGGGCGAAGGGGGAGGCAGCAAACUCAAAAACCUUCAGCAGCCAGAGGGGUUACAGAAA